AUGAUGCUCCCAGAAAAUAUUCAAAAAAAGCUCGCCGAGGGGAACGCUCGUGCCGCAUCACGUGGGUUCACCCUUGAUUACCAGAACGAACGGGAACAGGAAGAAAAUACCAUUUGCCACAAGGAGCUAGCACCGGCUACGCUCCAAAAUUACGAAAAUACUGCAUUGAACUGGGCAUUGUGGAGGUUAUCCCGCAACGAAGCAGCUAACGCUAACUUUACAAAAGAGGAGCCUGAUCCUACCCCGCAACUCCUGAAGUCCUUUGCGGAAUAUUUCAUUGCUACAAGGAAAGAUUUGCCGUCACAGAAGACGGCCUGUCAGAACUUCAUCAAUUUUACUUCAAGAUGGGAGCGGGAAACUUCUCGUUCUUUGCCGAGCCAAGUUAAAGAUGAUGUUAUGAAUUAUAUUAGGAACGACCUGACGGUCAAAUACAGUCUAAGAACCAAGCCGCAAGAACGCUUCAUGGUCAUGGCUAAAGAUAUUAAAUAUCUUCUUCGUGGCCUAUUUAGGGAUGAUUGGCAUGAUUAUAAACAUAAGCGAGCCCGCGUGCAGAUAGGAAGCUCUCUCGCAUUGUUUUCUGGCUCUGGCUCCAGGGCAGGUGCUAUCAUAGAAUCAAGCUCAUACCGUGAUUCUAAUAAGUGCCUCUACUACAAGAGCUCUGAAACAGGCCGGUCAAAGCGUUGGGUGACGAUCGACUCUAAGUUUCUCAAAGGAUGGCGCCAUCGAGACGAUAAAUACCUAGAGCACCCAGUCCUUGGACUUAAUUUUGUCUUCUGGGUAAUCGUGCAUGGGGUCGCCGAUGGUGCCUUUAAGGGGCUUAACACGGUGGCAGACGUCCUUGCAGUAAGACCUCCAGAAGGAAGAGAAUCAUAUACGAUUGAAAUGGUGAAUCCAGAAGGGCCGUCUCCCAACAGAGCAUUAACUUUCUCCUCUCUCCGGCAUAACAAUACAAGUUUGGCUCAGAGACAGUGCUUCAGAGAUAAAUUACGCGUCCAUAGAAUUCGAGCAAAUAUUGCAAACUGCAUUGAUCCCAAGGCGUCAGAGGCUACUCGAGGCCAGGCCCUUAACCAUCAAAACCAUAACAUAUAUCUCAAAUAUCAGUCCGUUCUUAAAUCUUUGGACAUCCAAGCUCUGAUCCACGAUCUCAAGCCUGAUUACAAAUACUGUAACAUAGAGCAAAGUAUAGCCUAUCACCGAGACCUCAAUGCCCCGCAGAAAUUGGACGCGGCCACCAUCGCAGUAUUCGAAGAGACAGAAGAGAUUAAAAUAAUGAACCAGAGAAUCACUUAUCUGACCUCUGUAAUUGCUGGUUAA
Molecule: messenger RNA, 1314 nt
Organism: Penicillium malachiteum
Lineage: Eukaryota; Fungi; Ascomycota; Eurotiomycetes; Eurotiales; Aspergillaceae
Exons: 7
Coding region: 1-1314 (437 amino acids)
Source: RefSeq, a predicted model, not a curated record